Messenger RNA from Chara braunii, 2749 nucleotides. Lineage: Eukaryota; Viridiplantae; Streptophyta; Charophyceae; Charales; Characeae. The record is from the annotation of a GenBank genome assembly.
CGAUGGAGGCAGUAACUUUGCGGCCGCCGGUAUGUUUCUGCAGCAGACCGGAACGGUCGCCGACCGGACGUGGACGCUCACUCGGAAGACAGUCCGCCGUCCAACGGGUUUGGUAGAUCUUCGCGCAGCCGCAAGUGGUCGCUUGCGGACCCCCCACCCCUGCUAUGUAUGUUCUCGUCUCACGACGGCUACGGCAACCCCCCAGCGAAUUGAAGAGCCAGCUGCCACGUGGCAACAGUUCACGAACGACAAAACUCCUCCUCUUUACUCUGCCUCUCCUCUUCGUUCUCCCUCUCCUCCAGUGGCGGCAGCAGCAGCACGACCAGCAUCAACUCGAUUAGCGGCAGCAGCAGCACGACCACCAUCAACUCGAUUAGCGGCAGCUACGGGACGAGGGGAGGAGGGGGUAAUGACAUUGGACAGGGAAGCGAUGGAGGGGGAGAAUGGCAAUCAAUCACCUGCGACCAAUCUUAUGGAGCAGCGCAUCUUCCCGCCUGAGGAAAUGCUCCUUAUGGUGAAGAGGCAGAAACCAAGAAACUGGCACUGCCUGUGGAAGGCCUGGGAUGUGCAGACACGCCAGCAAUUGUACCACCCACAGACUCCUCCUCCUCCUCCUCCUGCUGCUGCUGCUGCUGUGAAUGAUGCUGCCGAACCCAUAGCCGUAGAGCUCAACCUUGUUCGAGGAGACCAUAGGCUCGGUCUUGUCUUCGUGUAUGUGGAUGGCAUUUGGAAUCGCGUAUCGUUUGCCCGAGAGACUCAUCGGGAUACCAGGGCUGAGUUUGUGGAGCCCAGCUUGCCCACAGUAGAGGAGGAGGAGAAUGGAGAACACGGCCCAUGGACAUGCCUCGACAAUGAGUCCGUUUCCAUAGCUGAGGUCCAUGAACUGCCUAUCAACCGGAGGGGGAAAGCGAAGGAGGAGGUCUGCUUGGAGCCGGGGUUCGUCUUGACUCAUAGAACGUCGGGAUCCCGACGUGAAGCCAUAUCAGCAUCGUCAGCAGACGAGCCACGUGGCGAGGAGAGGGACUACCCUGAGCAUGCCUGUGCAGAGAAGGGCCAUGGCGGGGCAAUCACGGGCGGUAAGGAUAGAUUCGACGUGGAUGAACAAGGAGGAGAAACAGGAGGAGGAGGGGGAGGGGGAGACACCACGUGGAAGGUCGUUCAGCUGCCGGAUAACGUGGCCGUAUAUGCUCCUGCCACGUAUUGCAUGAAUGGCGGGAAACCUUUAGACAUCCUCGUUGAGUGGAUGUUCCCCAAUGUGCCAUCGCCAUCGUCUUCCUCCGCCCCCCAAUCUCCCUCUUCCUCUCCCUCCCCCUCCCCCUCUACAGCCAUCGCUGGCCAUGGCGCUGAGGUGGACACUGUCCUGCUGAAUAUCGGGGCAAAUGGGAAGUACCAAAGGAUUCGCUGGGCCUCCUACCUAGAGGCGAUUUCGGCGAUCCUUGCCCAGGUGGGACCAAGCGGACUCGAGAGUGUGGUGGAGUAUGCGUCCAAAUCAGUACCCGCCUGCAAGCGCAAGUACACCGCUCCGACGGGAGAAUGCUAUGCGGCUCUCUGGGGAAUCAGUCACUUUCGUGCUUACCUGUAUAGGCAAAAGUUCACCCUGGUGAUUGAUCAUGAGCCCCUGUUGGCUCUAAAGGAAUCAAAGGAUUACUCGGGCAUAAUUGGGCGAUGGGCAACGGUGCUGCAGAGCAUGGACUUUGACAUCCGCCAUCGGAAGCACGAGAGACACGGGAACGCGGACGGAUUGACGCGGUUACACAGGCCCGAGAAACUUCUGAAAAGUAAGGAGAUGAUCCCGUGGAACGCACCCGAGCAGAAGAUUGGACCUCGGUACGGCCAAGUGGAGGUUUUGUCGAAGCAAACGAGCCACGUCACCACAGCGGCGGGAUUCACCGGUGACAUCAGCUCGGUCAACCCGCAGAGGCACACCGCGAUCUUGGCCUCGCUGCGCGAGUGGACGGAGCAAGUCUCCAACGUGUGGCAGCACGUCCUCGCUCGAGAAGGAUAUAACAUCAUUCCGAUCUCUGCAUCGGACCUUGAUGGCAUUCGCCGAGCACCGCGCGAGCGGCCAAUUGUGAUUCCAACCCUCUGGACUUCGUGCUUGGAGGAACCUAGGGACGAGGAAAGUACGCUACCAUCGCGGCAGGAGUAUAUGAAGCCGUACGAGAUCAUCCCUUACGCCUUCUACCCGAGGGCAGAAGAAGUGGUGAUUCACGACGACGACAACGAAGAAGAAGACAAUAACGAGGAAACAUCGGAGGAGGGAAGCCAUAGUGAACAUAGCGAGGGUGAGCUGAGUGAGGAGGAAGAGAAAGAAGAAGGAACCAGGUCCGAAAGGGAAGCCCUGCCGGAGGAAGCGACGUGUACGGGAACGGAGGCGGAAGAUCCGGAAGUGGCGCGAAAGCGCGAAGAGAUUGCUUCCGGAAAGCGCCAGCUGGAGUCCUCUAGCGAAGCCAGCCUGCGCAUCGGUAGCGAUCUGACCAGGGAGCCAUUGCCACCAAUGCCCAAAGAUGGAGGCCCUGCAGCCGCCACCUCAAGUACCACGCGACGGAGACGGCGCCAAUCCCCCUCCUCCUCCAGCCCCACCCGUCCCCCAGUCCGCCCACGUACCGAUGCGGGCGAUAGGCCUUCGUUCUCGGACGCUGUCCCGCUGGCCCCUUGAUUUCCUCACCCUCGAACAGAUCCGUACCCCUGUCACCUUCCCUUCCCACCCUUUCCACCCCCAUCUCUUCCGUGAUUUCUACUCUACCCG